AUGUCGUCUGUUGAAACAUUGUUAACUGUUCUUCAGAAGACAGGUUCCAAUGUCAAUAAUGAACUGGUUGCUGCACAGCAGUAUCUGGAGGAAGCAGCAAAAGCUGAUCUACCAGGACUGCUGAAAAACUUAAGCGACGUCCUUGCGAAUGUGCAAUGCGAUCCAAUUUCUCGAAUGCAGGCCGGAUUGCAGCUGAAGAAUGCAAUUUAUUCCAAGGAUCCAGCUAUCAGGAUGUCGUAUCAUGAUCGCUGGCUCCAGAUGCCCGUAAAUUACACCAAUUAUAUCAAACAAAAGUGUCUUGAAGCUCUUGGCACCGAGACAACUGCUCACAGUUCCGCUGCUCAGUGUGUUGCUCAUAUAGCUUUUGCAGAAGUCCCAGUCAACAGGUGGCCGGAUUUGAUGUCAAAGCUGGUCAUGAAUGUGACAAGCUCUAGCAGCACCGAAAGUAUCAAGCAUGCGACUCUCGAAGCUAUCGGCUACCUAUGUCAAGACAUUGAACCUGCCAUAUUAUCAAAUCAAUCAAGUGAAAUAUUGACUGCUAUUAUUUUUGGAAUGAAAAAGGAAGAACCAAGUGACAAAGUUAAACUGGCUGCCACGAAUGCACUUCUUAACUCUCUGGAGUUCACCAAGCGUCAUUUCGAUGUUGAACACGAGCGUAACUACAUAAUGCAGGUUGUUUGCGAAUCCACACAGUCUUCCGAUCCUUUAAUCAGGGUAGCAGCUCUCCAGUGUCUUGUGAAAAUAAUGUCGCUUUAUUACAGCUACAUGGAAAUGUACAUGGGUCAGGCUCUGUUUGCAAUCACUUUGAAUGCCAUGAAGUCCGAAAUUCCUGAAGUAUCGCUGCAGGGCAUCGAGUUUUGGUCAACUGUCAGUGAUGAGGAGCUGGAAUUAGCUAUUGAGGCAUGUGAAUGCGCCGAAAAGGGUCAACCUCCUGCUGUUUCGAGCAGGUAUUACGCUAAGGGUGCCUUGCACUAUAUUGUUCCUAUUUUGAUGGAGAUAUUAGCCAAGCAAGAUGAAGGCGAUGACGAUGACGAGUGGAAUCCUAGCAAAGCUGCCGGUGUUUGUAUAAUGCUUCUUGCUCAGGCUUGUGAGGAUGCUAUAGUAGAAAUAGUGAUCCCUUUCGUCGAACAGCACAUACAGAAUGUUAACUGGAGGUUCCGAGAUGCCGCAGUUAUGAGUUUUGGGAGCAUUUUGGAGGGUCCCAACCCGGAGGCUCUUAAACCGCUUGUUGUGUCAGCGAUGCCGGUCAUCAUGAAUAUGCUUGGAGACCAAUCACCAGCUGUUCGAGACACCACUGCGUGGACACUUGGGCGAGUGUGCGAAAUUCUUCCAGAAGUAGCCCUUGCCGCUGAAUACCUUAGCUCACUGGUCAGUGGACUUCUUAAUGGGCUACGUUCAGAGCCCCGCGUCGCUGCCAACGUUUGUUGGGCAUUCUCGAACCUUGCUGAUAGUGCUAUUGAUGCGGUAUCUGCAGGUGAACAGGGAGUAAUAGAGCCGCCUACUUAUGCUCUAUCGCCUUACUUCAAGGUGAUUAUUGAAGGGCUUUUGGCGGUUACAGAACGUCCGGAUGGAGCGCAGCACAAUCUGAGGAAUGCUGCUUACUCUGCAUUGAUGUCGCUGAUGAAGUCAGCAGCGAAAGAUUGCUACGAAGAAGUUAAACGGGUCACAACAAUUAUUCUUGAACGCCUUAACUAUGUGAUGAGUCUGGAGAGCCAAGUGGUUUCAUCCCAAGAUCGCGCGCAAUUCAAUGAUCUCCAAUCCCUUUUGUGUGCUACUCUACAGUCAGUUCUGGGAAAGAUAAGCAAAGAAGAUGCCCCUGCAUUGGCCCAACCGAUCAUGUCGGCUCUCAUGGCGAUGUUGGCGUCGACAACUAAUGCUAAAGCCUCAGAAGGGGCUGGCGAUCAGGCUGGUGAAUUGAAAGGCACCGUGGCGUCGACUUCCACCGGUGUUCAGGAGGACGCACUACUUGCCCUGUCCGCACUUCUCGAUGUUUUAGGCGAAGCCUUUCUUCCCUAUUUGGAGCCGGUUAUGCCCAUUCUUCAUCGUUGUCUCUAUCUUUGUGCCGAAACUCAAGUGUGUAUCAACGCGAUCGGUCUUCUCUCCGAUCUCUGUCGUGUUUUGAAUAAGCACAUCACGCCUUAUUGCGACGCCAUUGUGCAGGUUCUCAUGGAAGUGCUACAGAACACUGAAGCGGACAAAUCCAUUCGGCCCGCAAUUCUUUCAGCCUUUGGUGAUAUCUCACUGGCUCUUGGACCUGGUUUCUCAAAAUAUCUUCCAGUCGUCAUGGACACCUUGAAGCAGGCAACACGAGCCGAGACCGACCCAGAUAUGGUGGACUACUUGAAUUCUUUAUGGAGCAGUUGUCUUGAAGCUUACACAGGUAUAAUUCAAGGUAUGAAGGAAGGAGAUAACGGACAACCAAGCCCUCAACUUCAGUUCAUUGCUGGCCAUAUAAACUUCAUCUUGACCUUCAUCCAACAUGUUGGAAAUGAAGCUGUCGCUACGGACGAUAUAAUCUCCUCAUCCUGUGGCCUUAUUGGUGACAUUGUCUCGUCGUUUGGGCUGCAAAUUUUGCCCUUCAUAAGCGUCUCAUCCCUGCAGAAUGUAUUGCAGCAGGGGCGACGAUCGAAAAACAGUCACACACGCACCAUGGCUCAUUGGGCGAUCAAGGAAAUCAAAAAGCUACAAAACGCUGCCAAGGCUGCCGGUAUGGAAGCACAGCAGUUUUCGGAUGGCACUCCCGGCGCUUCAAUGCUCACCACUGUCGGGGAUUCUGCUGGCUCUAUGAAGACCUAA
Molecule: messenger RNA, 2796 nt
Organism: Hydatigera taeniaeformis
Lineage: Eukaryota; Metazoa; Platyhelminthes; Cestoda; Cyclophyllidea; Taeniidae
Source: the annotation of a GenBank genome assembly